CAGUAGGAAUAUAAGGAGAGAGUGACUCUGAUGGAUGCAAGGCCUGCUAUUUUCUGUGAUGUGGGAGUGGAGGGAGGAGAUGGAUGUGGAGAGUGGGAAGUAUGAUGAAAUUAAAGCCUAGGAGAGAAGCUGAUCAUGGACUGAACUGUCCCCAUUACGACAGAUAUGAACUUUGAGGACGUGGCCAUUGCCUUCUCUGAGGAGGAGUGGGGGCUCCUUGAUGAGGCUCAGAGACUUCUUUACUGCGAUGUGAUGCUGGAAGUGUUUGCACUUGUCUCAUCUGUAGGUUGUUGGCAUAAAACAUAUGAUGAGGAGGUCUUUCCUGAGCGGAGCAUAUCUGUUCAAGGAGAAUCACAGGUCAGGGCUUCUGAGACAGCUCCAGCAACUCAGAGGACCCUUCUGUGUAACCAGUGUGUCUCGGUGUUAAAAAAUAUUAUGCAUCUGACUGAGUCACAACGAGCAGACUAUGAGCAGAAAGAAUUCUUCAGUGAUGCAUGUUUGAGAGACUUCUGUUUCAAUGCAAACCCUCACCAACAGAGGGAUUCCACUAGAGAGAAACUCUGGAAAGAAGAUAUGGACAGGGUCUCGUUUGUGACCAGGUGCAGCUUCUACUUAACUUGGGUGCCUUCAAGCAGUAGGGAGGUUGGGAAAGUAUUCCCAGCCAUCUCAGAGCUUCUCCAGCACCAGGCCCCUCUCAACACUGAGGACCUAGACAGCGGCAGUGAGAUUUCACAGGAAUAUCUUGGUGGAAAGAGUCUUCAGCAGACUUGUAACUGUGAAAACUUUGGCAGCCAAAACCAGAAAGUUGUUCAGCAUCAGGGUGCCUUCUCUGGGGAAGUGAAAUAUGAGUGUGACAAAU
Messenger RNA from Myotis davidii, 859 nucleotides. RefSeq names its product zinc finger protein 551-like. Gene Ontology annotation, biological process: regulation of DNA-templated transcription. Lineage: Eukaryota; Metazoa; Chordata; Mammalia; Chiroptera; Vespertilionidae. The record is from RefSeq and is a predicted model, not a curated record. The annotation marks the transcript as partial. The transcript has 2 exons.